This is a messenger RNA of Mastomys coucha (southern multimammate mouse), 3649 nucleotides long. RefSeq names its product lysine demethylase 2B (gene Kdm2b). Gene Ontology annotation, molecular function: histone demethylase activity; transcription coregulator activity; protein binding. Gene Ontology annotation, biological process: protein demethylation; regulation of transcription by RNA polymerase II. The annotation marks the transcript as partial. The record is from RefSeq and is a predicted model, not a curated record. The transcript is spliced from 24 exons. NCBI's taxonomy places the organism in Eukaryota, Metazoa, Chordata, Mammalia, Rodentia, Muridae.
CUCUGGGAUGCGCCCGCCGCUGCAACUCAGCCCUCCAAAAGUCAGCUCCCGGGCGGCGGCGGCGCCUGCGUGCAGAGGCGCACUCGUGACCCAACAACAAAACAGCGAUGCCAAGGCGCUAACGGCGCCCGGUGCGUCCCAGGCUCCCUCUGGCCCCACAUCUCCUACGGCUGCGGUCCCCAACACCCCCAACCCGAGCCCCCCCUUCUCCCCAACUAGCCUAGCCGCAAGCUCCGAGCGCGAUCGCGAUCGGCAACAAUGUUUACGUUCCGGGGAUUAUGACGUCGACGCCUCCCCCCCCACAACUGCUGAAAAUGGUUUCCUAGGACUUUGCAAACGGAUCUGCUUAAGUCGUGCGAUUGACCGCCAGAGAUACGACGAGAACGAAGACUUGUCGGACGUGGAGGAAAUUGUCAGCGUCCGUGGCUUCAGCCUGGAGGAGAAGCUACGCAGCCACCUAUACCAGGGGGACUUCGUGCAUGCCAUGGAAGGCAAAGAUUUUAACUAUGAGUACGUACAGAGAGAAGCUCUCAGGGUUCCCCUGGUUUUUCGGGACAAGGAUGGACUAGGGAUCAAGAUGCCAGACCCUGAUUUCACAGUCCGAGAUGUCAAGCUCCUGGUGGGGAGUCGCCGUUUGGUGGAUGUGAUGGACGUGAACACCCAGAAGGGCACGGAGAUGAGCAUGUCCCAGUUCGUGCGUUACUAUGAGACACCAGAGGCGCAGCGGGACAAACUGUACAAUGUCAUCAGCCUCGAGUUCAGCCACACGAAGCUGGAACAUCUGGUCAAGCGUCCCACUGUGGUGGACCUGGUCGACUGGGUGGACAACAUGUGGCCCCAGCAUCUAAAGGAAAAGCAGACAGAAGCCACCAAUGCCCUUGCGGAGAUGAAGUAUCCCAAAGUGAAGAAGUACUGUCUGAUGAGCGUGAAGGGCUGUUUUACCGACUUCCACAUUGACUUUGGAGGCACCUCCGUGUGGUACCAUGUUUUCCGUGGUGGGAAGAUCUUUUGGCUGAUCCCUCCAACCCUGCACAACUUGGCUCUGUAUGAGGAGUGGGUGCUGUCUGGGAAACAGAGCGACAUCUUUCUGGGAGACCGCGUGGAACGCUGCCAAAGAAUUGAGCUGAAGCAAGGCUACACCUUUUUCAUCCCUUCUGGUUGGAUCCAUGCAGUGUACACACCCGUGGACUCUCUGGUGUUCGGCGGGAACAUCCUGCAUAGCUUCAACGUGCCCAUGCAGCUUCGGAUCUACGAGAUCGAGGACAGGACCCGGGUUCAGCCCAAGUUCCGUUACCCCUUCUACUAUGAGAUGUGCUGGUAUGUCUUGGAGAGAUAUGUGUACUGUGUGACCCAGCGCUCCUACCUCACCCAGGAAUACCAGAGAGAAUUACUGCUUAUUGAUGCCCCAAGAAAAACCAGUGUAGACGGCUUUUCAUCCGAUUCCUGGCUGGAGAUGGAGGAGGAGUCCUGUGAGCAGCAGCCCCAGGAGGAGGAAGACAAGGAGGAGGAAGGGGAUGGUGCAGAUAAAACACCCAAGCCACCCACCGAGAGCCCCACCUCACCCACCAGCACCCAGUCAGAAGACCAGGACAGCACAGGGAAGAAGCCGAGAGCCCCUGCCUUGCGAUUCCUCAAGAGGACUUUGUCCAAUGAGUCAGAGGAAAGUAUCAAAUCCGCAUCGAUGCCCAUAGACUACCCCAAGACACCCACGGGCUCCCCGGCCACUGAGGUUUCUACCAAGUGGACUCACCUUACCGAAUUUGAACUGAAGGGCUUGAAAGCCCUGGUUGAAAAGCUAGAGUCUCUUCCGGAGAAUAAGAAGUGUGUCCCUGAGGGAAUCGAGGACCCCCAGGCCCUCCUGGAAGGUGUAAAGAAUGUACUGAAGGAACACGUGGAUGACGACCCCAGCCUGGCCAUCACCGGAGUCCCCGUGGUCAGUUGGCCAAAGAAAACUCCAAAGAACCGGGUGGUGGGUCGGCCUAAGGGCAAGUUGGGCCCGGCCUCAGCGGUGAAGUUGGCUGCCAACCGAACAACAGCAGGAGCUCGCAGGCGCCGGACGCGAUGCCGCAAGUGCGAGGCCUGCCUGCGGACGGAGUGUGGAGAGUGCCACUUUUGCAAGGACAUGAAGAAGUUUGGAGGUCCUGGGCGCAUGAAGCAGAGCUGCAUCAUGCGGCAGUGCAUCGCGCCAGUGCUGCCCCACACCGCCGUGUGCCUUGUGUGUGGCGAAGCAGGGAAGGAGGACACAGUAGAGGAGGAAGAAGGCAAGUUUAACCUCAUGCUCAUGGAGUGCUCCAUCUGCAACGAGAUCAUCCACCCUGGAUGUCUUAAGAUUAAGGAAUCAGAGGGUGUGGUCAACGAUGAGCUUCCCAACUGCUGGGAGUGUCCGAAGUGUAACCAUGCCGGCAAGACCGGGAAACAAAAGCGUGGCCCUGGCUUUAAGUAUGCCUCCAACCUGCCUGGCUCCUUGCUCAAGGAGCAGAAGAUGAACCGGGACAACAAGGAAGGGCAAGAGCCUGCCAAGCGGAGAAGUGAGUGUGAAGAGGCUCCCCGUCGGAGGUCAGACGAGCACCCCAAGAAGGUGCCUGCAGAUGGCAUCCUCCGCCGAAAGUCUGAUGAUGUGCACCUGAGGAGGAAGCGGAAAUACGAGAAGCCCCAAGAGCUGAGUGGACGCAAACGAGCCUCGACGCUUCAAACGUCCCCCGGUUCCUCCUCUCACCUCUCGCCGAGGCCCCCUCUAGGCAGCAGUCUCAGCCCUUGGUGGAGAUCCAGUCUCACUUACUUCCAGCAGCAGCUAAAACCUGGCAAAGAAGAUAAGCUUUUCAGGAAAAAGCGGCGGUCCUGGAAGAACGCUGAGGAUCGUCUAUCGCUGGCCAACAAGCCCCUUCGGCGCUUUAAACAGGAACCAGAGGACGAUCUGCCUGAGGCGCCUCCUAAGUCCCGGGAAAGUGAUCAGUCCCGUUCCAGCUCACCCACUGCAGGGCCCAGCUACCUCAGCCACCAAGACCUGUGUGUGUGCAUGCGGGUCUGCAGGACCUGGAACCGCUGGUGCUGCGAUAAGCGGUUGUGGACCCGCAUCGACCUGAACCACUGCAAGUCCAUUACACCCUUGAUGCUGAGUGGCAUCAUCCGGCGACAACCUGUCUCCCUUGACCUCAGCUGGACCAAUAUCUCCAAGAAGCAGCUGAGUUGGCUCAUCAACCGGUUGCCUGGGCUCCGAGACUUGGUGCUGUCAGGCUGCUCAUGGAUUGCUGUCUCAGCCCUCUGUAGCUCCAGUUGUCCAUUGCUCCGGACCCUGGAUGUCCAGUGGGUAGAAGGACUAAAGGAUGCCCAGAUGCGGGAUCUCCUGUCUCCACCCACAGACAACAGACCAGGUCAGAUGGACAAUCGGAGCAAGCUCCGGAACAUUGUAGAAUUGCGCCUAGCUGGCCUGGACAUCACAGAUGCCUCCCUGCGGCUCAUUAUUCGCCAUAUGCCCCUGCUCUCCAAGCUCCAGCUCAGUUACUGUAACCACGUCACUGAUCAGUCCAUCAACCUGCUCACUGCAGUUGGCACCACCACCCGAGACUCUCUGACAGAGAUCAACUUAUCAGACUGUAAUAAGGUCACUGACCAGUGCCUGUCCUUCUUCAAACGUUGUGGAAAUAUCUGU